UUGUAAACUUCCGGUCAUGUUAAUGCUUUGGGAUUCGAGAACAUUUGUCUUGUUUGAGGUCUGAGCGAGUAUUGGCCCAACUGAUUGAGAAAAAAACAGACAGCAUAAUAUCAACUCUAUAUUGAAGAGAAAGAACGUCUACUAGCAAGUGUCAUACAACAAUUCAUUUGCGCUGUCAUUCAAGAGAAAGAUGCGGAAUUUCAAAAACAGAUAUGAGGACUAUACUGAAGGUUCGGAGGUAUUCGUUGAUCAAGAAAAGUGGAAAGCAAGUAUUGAACAUUUAGUAAAAAGCAUUGAGCGUGGCAUGCCACCAACGCCUGCCAAUUGUGAUGGUGGUCUUUAUGUUGGAAAUGCUGGAGUCGCAUAUAUGUUUUAUUAUCUUUCUAAUUGCGAAUCGUUUACGUCCCGCAAGAAUGAUUUUCUGGAACUCGGCAUGGCGUAUGGUAAAGUUGCAAUGGACUUUGUUGACAGAGGUGGUGAUCGAGGUGAUCCUCCUUGUUCUUUCAUACUUGGAUCUGCUGGAACUGUGGCAGUGAACAGCUUGCUGUAUCAUACUGCUGGUAAUGAAUCGAAAUCGAAAAAGAUAGCCGAGAAGUUUGCUAAUUUUGCAGAUCAUGCAAGACCAAUAUCAUUCUAUCCAUAUGGAUCAGAUGAGUUACUUGUUGGUCGAGCUGGUUAUCUGAGCGGUGCAUUAGCUUUACAACAGAAACUUUGCUACAAGGUUGUGAGUGAAGACAUCUUGAAACACUUAUGUACUGUGACGGUGGAAUCUGGAAGACAUUAUUCUUAUUCACACAAGCCUAAAUCUCCCAAGGGUGUGCAGUCACCUCUUAUGUAUGCCUAUCAUGGAACAGAAUAUUUGGGUGCUGCCCAUGGCCUGUCUGGCAUCCUACAAAUGUUAUUGAGUUUCCCCGAGUUUUACACAUGUGAGGACAGCCAACCAGCUGUAGAGGAUGUUCAUAGGGCAGUAGAUUUCAUGUUGAGUCUUGAACAGGCCAAUCAUAACUACGCCCCUGCCAUGGAUGAGGUUGGCAUGAGUAGGCCAGAGGGAGAAGAUCUGGUGCAUUGGUGCCACGGCGCCCCAGGUGUUGUUUAUCUAUUUGCCCGUGCCUAUAAGGUGUGGGGAGAGGAGAAGUACCUCCAUGCCUGUGUGAGAUGUGGUGAGCUGACGUGGGAGAAAGGAUUGCUGAGGAAGGGUCCAGGUAUUUGUCAUGGUGUGGCUGGAAGUGGCUACGUGUUCCUGUUAUUGUACAGACUUACUGGUGACAAGAAGCAUCUGUACAGGGCCCUCAAAUUUGCAGAGUUCAUGUUCACACAAGAGUUCAAGAAGGGAGCACGGGUCCCCGACUGUCCUUUCAGUCUGUAUGAAGGUUGGGCUGGGGCAGUCUUGUUUCUUGUCGACCUUAUUCAGCCAGAUAAAGCAGAAUUCCCACUUUUCAAUGUUGUGUUUUGAAAAGUUGCUGUGCUGAGUUUUAUUGCAUAUUUGUGGAAAUAUUCAAGUCCUGGUUUAAAAGAAAACUGUUGACCCAUUUUGACAACCGUAUACUGGCAGUGAAAUCAGAUAUACAUUGAAUUUCUGGAAGAAACACAAAUGUAUUGUUAUCAAUUGCUCUUUGGAAUGUUUGAAAUAUUUUAAAAAUAAAUACUCCUGAUUUUUCACAG
Molecule: messenger RNA, 1662 nt
Organism: Pecten maximus
Lineage: Eukaryota; Metazoa; Mollusca; Bivalvia; Pectinida; Pectinidae
Product: lanC-like protein 3
Exons: 4
Coding region: 191-1453 (420 amino acids)
Biological process (GO): carbohydrate metabolic process; peptide modification
Cellular component (GO): plasma membrane
Source: RefSeq, a predicted model, not a curated record